This is a messenger RNA of Cydia strobilella, 1000 nucleotides long. It is a transcript of the gene OSCP1, whose product is annotated as protein OSCP1. Gene Ontology annotation, biological process: transport. The transcript is spliced from 2 exons. The record is from RefSeq and is a predicted model, not a curated record. Gene Ontology annotation, cellular component: plasma membrane; cytoplasm. NCBI's taxonomy places the organism in Eukaryota, Metazoa, Arthropoda, Insecta, Lepidoptera, Tortricidae. The coding region runs from base 21 to 953 and encodes 310 amino acids.
UCUACUUCUUUAUAGCAACAAUGUCUCACUUUGCAACUCCUUUUAUUACUGUAAACUUGGGCUGUGAGAUGGUUUAUGUCAUUGAACAAAGAUUAAAGGCCCAAAAUAUUGCAGCAGAGAAGUGCGAGAGAGUACUCACCGACGUAAUGACAGUGCUGCUACACCCAACACUUUUAGAAGAGCUAUUUAUACCGCAACCGGUCGCAACACAUGCCGUUGUCAAACAACUUCUUCAAGAUAUCUCGGCCACGUCUAUCAUGAAACUAGACGAUUAUUCCAUGAGCAAAUUAUGGGAUUUAAUGACUAUGAUAUUCAAAUGGCAAUUAUCAGUGGCUACAAAUCAAAACAUUUUUGACAUUACCCGGCGACAUUUAAAAAGUGUUGCCAUAAUAAUGCCUAAAAAUUUCCCGAAAUGCAUCAUCGAGCAUACGAUGAGGAAAUUCGAGGCGCUGGCUCAACGUUUUACAGACGAUGAUUAUAAAUGUUUGAGCAACACUCUAAUCCUUUGGUUUUCCGAAUACCACACAAAAAUAUCCGUUUUGCUAAGACUAGGAUUGCAAAGGAAGGAUGGGACGUUCAAUUUGCCUUUAACAAUAAGUCCAAAUAUAAUUAGUAACUUAGGGGAAAAUAUUUAUAAGUAUGACAAUAAGAAGAAGUCUGUCGAGGAAUAUGAAAGUCGAUGUGCUGACACUCAUGAGAUUAGAUGUCUUUUAGGACCUAUAGAAAAAGUGUCUACCGUAAAAGCAAAGGUUGAGUUACAGCUCCCAAUAGAACUGUAUAAUAAAGAAUCUCAGAAGAAAACCAUUGAAAUAAAUCGAGAUACUCAAUUUGAAGCUAUUGUUAUGACUCAAAUCAGAAACAAAACUACUGAUCUUAAUUUCGUCCCUGAUAUACCAAAAUCCCCCAAUGAAGAUUUAUUAGAAAUGAUGGACGAAUUAGAUUUAAAUGUAUAGGUUAAUAAAAAUAAAAUUUAGUCUAACUAUACCUAUCAAAGGACUAU